AUGGACUGGGGCCUUGCAGGUACACGGCUCGUCGAUGAACAGGAGAGUGAGAGUGGCGAUAGUUUGCAAGGUAUGGCGGUCUAUCCUGGAACGGCCAAUGGAACGUUGAAUCUUGCUCCAUGCCCAACUACACCUCUACGCGUACGUGGUGCCAACCCGAUGUUGACUUCUGGCGAUUUACAGCCUCAUCAUCACGUCAAGGACAUGCAGCGGCGGUGCUACCGUCAGCGGCGACUACGAAGGACCAUGCCGACUAUCGGCCGUCGAGGGUCCAAUCGGUUGGCUCAUCUCAGCAUGGACGGCUACCCAACCAGGCGACCGACGAGACGGGCGUUCGUGACCACGUCCAGCACGCGCAAGGCAACGAGCUCAGUCGUCGAGAGAACACCGACACCGGAGACAAUAGCAACACCACUGGCCAAUGCCACAACGGUGACAGAGUCUCAGAGCACGCCAGGACCCCCAACGCAGAUGUGGGCGGAGUCGGAGUCGGCCCCAGCGGCAAUCCCGGGCAAGGUCAGCAAACCAGAAUCUGUCUCCAUACCCACCAUCAUCAUUACUGGAUCCGUUACGAGUCUGCCCCCAGCCGGCGCCGGCGUGGACACGGGCAGGAAUCUGAGCAAGGAUCUGAGCAAGGAUCUGAGCAAGGAUCGGGGCUUAGACGGAGCCAUCGCAGAGUCACAUUGUCGUCCCACGAGAGCGGCGGAACGCUCAACACCAACGGUGUCCACGGCACCACGUACGGAAUUCAGGCUGCAGAACCGCAGCAUGAGACCCUCUUCAGCGUCUUCCCACCAGAAUGUAGAACCGAGCAGCUCGUCGAGCGCAAGCGACCUCCCUCUCGAAACAGCCAUGAACGUUACUACGUCGUCCCGGCGCCUGGCGGCGUCGAUGAAAAUGCGCGUUGAGAAGCUGUCGCCGUCCACUCAACACAAGCGAGACGCACCAUGUACGUCUGUGGCAAAUGUGAAUUGCAUGCCGCGCCAUUCGAACGGCAUCAACAAGGAACACUUACCAGAGACCUUUAGCUUUCUGCGGAAGAUUAUGCCACCUCCUUCCAGUCCACGGCCGCCUUUGGUUGCAAAGAUGCAGCAUCAGAAGCUGGCGAUGCCUAUUGCGCUGCCCACGCAGGAGAUGGCACAGGGUGCUGCAUACAUGGCGGUGGCGCGGACUGGCCGGCUUCCACGGAACAGGAUACAGCAAAACAGAGUAGCAGGUAUGGAUAUCCAGUGUCCAGCGCAGCUUCAACGACCUCAGGCGCGAAAUGGGAAGCAAAAACAGGAACAGAAUGGAGUUGGCAAGCAGCCCAAACAAAACAAAAGAUCCGCCGGUACCGGAGGUCCUCCUGUCCCAAUGACGACCAGAAAGAGGAGGCAGCAGACGAACAAUCAUCAGCGUGAUGACGCCAACGUGCCUCUGGAGCUCAUCCAGAAGGCAGGGGUGAUGAUGUUUCGGUUGUUGCUGCAGUACUGGACACAUGUCCGCCCCGUCUUCCAUCGCCGGUCAGCCCUGCGCGGGCGGCUUCGGAGGGGCUGUUUGACGUUCACUGAUGCGUUUCUUUGCGUCCAGGCUGCUGGGUUUGUGCUGACGCUGGUGAUGGUCAGUGUCGUCGUGUUCCGCGUGCUUGUGGUCGUGGGCAUUUGCUGUCAUUAUACAUCGGGCAUGAUGAGUUUUUUGUUGGGCAUGUAA
Messenger RNA from Sporothrix brasiliensis 5110, 1689 nucleotides. RefSeq lists its product as uncharacterized. The transcript has a single exon. The coding region runs from base 1 to 1689 and encodes 562 amino acids. NCBI's taxonomy places the organism in Eukaryota, Fungi, Ascomycota, Sordariomycetes, Ophiostomatales, Ophiostomataceae. The record is from RefSeq and is a predicted model, not a curated record.